AUCUCGCCUGGGCCCGGUAUAUGGGCCUUUCGUCCGAAUUAUUUGGCCCAGUUUGAAUUUAUUUGCCCGGCCCAGCUUCUAGGGCCUUCAUGUUACGCUUCUGCUCAUAUAAAAGCACGAACGCAAAUGUCCCAACCCUAGAAUCGCUGUUUUUCCUCUCGCUCCUCCUGUGGGCGGCGCCGCCGCUGCGCACAGAACACAUCCUCGCCAGCGUAGCUUCUCCGGCGUCCGGCCAACGCGCUCACUAGCCUCCCGCCUUCCUCCACAUCUCCUCGCCUCCACCCCAUCCAGUUCGUGCCAUUCGCUGCUCCAAGACAAGGGCAUGGCGCUCGGCGGCUGCGGCAACGAAGCUGAUGGUGCACGAGCCAACCAUGGAGGCAGUAGCACGGGGCAGCGACAGCAGCAUGGAGGGCGUCCUCUUGUUUGGGAAGGUAAUGGAACUGCAAAUAGGAGUGGCAGCGGCGACCAGGAUGCAAAUGGAAGUGGUUCCCAAAGACCUUGGAAAGGACUUAAAGACAAUAACUUAUAUGAUCCUUGGAACCAUGCAUGGCCGUAUUAUGGGGGUUUUGAUUGCACGUACUGCAGCCUAAAGCACAAAGGUGGAGGUGCAACCCGUGUCGCGGAGCACCUUGGUGGUAUUGUAGGUAAUGUGAGGAGCUGUCCCAAUGUGCCAAGAAAUGUGAGAGAUGCAAUGAGAGAGUUGCCAGAUUGGCAGAAGAAGCUGCGGCGAGAAUGGGGCCAACCCAAUGGUGGUUUCAGUUUGGAGGGGAUGUUCCUGCAUUGCAGAAAUGUGCAAUGAGAAUUUGCUCACGAUGUGUCUCCUCUAGUGGGUGUGAGAGAAAUUGGAGCGCUUUUGCUUUGGUGCACACAAAGCAAAGAAGUCGUCUUCUAUAUGACAAGCUCCACAAGCUAGUUUCUGUACGCUACAACUUAAAGAUACGUGCUGAAGAAGAUCAAGAGAAAGAGAGAGAUAUAGAUAAAGAAAUUGAUCCAAGUGCUGUUUUUGAGGAUGUAGAGGAUCCGAUUGUGGAUGGAGCUGAUGCAGCUAGUGCUGUUUUUGAGCAAAUAAGGCGCCUCAACUCAAGCAGGAAGGCGUCUUAUGUUGGUUCAAAGGGUAAUAACAAGAAAAGAAAGAGGAAUGAUGAUGAUGAGAAUGAGUUUCUUGAAACUGAGAGUGAGGAUGAUGAAGAAGAGAAUGAAUAUGUUGAUAAUGACAUCGAGGAUGAUGAUGGGGUGAGUGAGGAUGAUGAGGAUGGCGAACAACAUCAGCUAGAGACACAAAUGCAACUUGAAGAAGAGACACAAGUACAAGUUCAAAAGGAGGCACCAACAAGCACUGGCCAUUUGGAGACUAGAUCUGGACGACUUAUUAGGAAGAAGACCAAGAACGUCAACGGCCUCUACUCGUAAAUUUGAAAUGGCACGUGAGCAAAGGAUAUCAAGAAGCUUUUGGAUGUUGGGAAGCUUGGAGCUGAUGCUUCAAAUAAGCUGAUGGUUGUCUUUUGGAGAUGUUUCUAUGUUUAAUGCUUUAAAGUCUUUUGGCUGUACUGGACUAUUUAAACUUUGAACUAUGCUGUGAUGCUUGAACUGAUGCUGGACGGUUAAGGGUUUAUGUCAGAGGCAACUUUAUAACUAAUGUGUGCCUGUUAUGUUGGACUGUUAAGGGUUAUGUUGGAGGCAAUUUUAUAACUAAUGUGUGUCUGCUAUGUUGGAUUGUUAACUGUUAUGUUGGAGGCAACAUUAUAGCUAACGUGUGCCUGUUAUGUUGGGCAGAUUCAAUUUUCUUAAUCCCUAGAGCUUAUUUGCUAAAGUUUAUAAGAUC
Triticum dicoccoides is the source of this 1822-nucleotide messenger RNA. RefSeq lists its product as uncharacterized. The coding region runs from base 323 to 799 and encodes 158 amino acids. The record is from RefSeq and is a predicted model, not a curated record. The transcript is spliced from 6 exons. NCBI's taxonomy places the organism in Eukaryota, Viridiplantae, Streptophyta, Magnoliopsida, Poales, Poaceae.